Messenger RNA from Poecile atricapillus (Black-capped chickadee), 2463 nucleotides. It is a transcript of the gene NDFIP2, whose product is annotated as Nedd4 family interacting protein 2. Gene Ontology annotation, molecular function: WW domain binding. Gene Ontology annotation, biological process: metal ion transport; ubiquitin-dependent protein catabolic process; positive regulation of protein ubiquitination. Bases 154 to 915 code for a protein of 253 amino acids. Gene Ontology annotation, cellular component: endoplasmic reticulum; perinuclear region of cytoplasm; Golgi apparatus. The transcript is spliced from 9 exons. NCBI's taxonomy places the organism in Eukaryota, Metazoa, Chordata, Aves, Passeriformes, Paridae. The record is from RefSeq and is a predicted model, not a curated record.
CAGGGCCGGGCCGGGCGGCGGCGGCGCCGGGCGAACGGGCAAGGGGGAGGAAGGAAGGAAGAAGGAAAGAAGGAAAGGAAGGACGGACCGAGCGACGCGGCGCCAGGUCGGAGGAGCUGCGGCCGCGCCCGUGCGUGUCGGCGGGUGGCCAGGAUGGACCACCAGCCCGUCAGCCGCUACCAAGUGCUCCACAAUGAGGAUGACCCCCCAGAGUCUUCAGCAGCUGAGCAGCCUUCGACGUCUGCAGAGACUCCGCAGCCUCCGCAGACAGCAGCCUUACCUGAGGCAGAUACUUCCCCUCCUCCUUACUGUAGCAUAGCUGUGGAAGCAGCUGCAACCUCAGACUCACACAAUGAGUUUUAUCCUGUACCACCUCCAUACAGUGUAGCUACCUCUCUUCCUACAUACGAUGAAGCAGAGAAGGCCAAAGCUGCAGCCAUGGCAGCUGCUGCAGCUGAAGUUGCCCAGCGACACGCCCAGUUUAGGGAAUCUAGGAGUCUGUUUGAUGAAAUAUUCCUCAGUCGUCCAGAGGAAGAAGAGUAUCCACCACGGGAUGAUUUCAGUGAUGCAGAUCAGCUUAGAGUGGGCAAUGAUGGCAUCUUCAUGUUGGCAUUUUUCAUGGCAUUUAUUUUCAACUGGAUUGGAUUUUGUUUAUCCUUCUGUAUAACAAAUACCAUAGCUGGAAGGUAUGGUGCAAUCUGUGGAUUUGGUCUCUCCCUGAUCAAAUGGAUUCUCAUUGUACGGUUUUCAGAUUAUUUUACUGGAUAUUUCAAUGGACAGUACUGGCUUUGGUGGAUAUUUCUUGUACUUGGACUCCUCCUGUUCUUUCGAGGCUUUGUUAAUUAUCUUAAAGUCAGAAAUAUGUCUGAAAGCAUGGCAGCUGCUCACAGAACAAGAUUUUUUUUCUUGUACUGAAGACUGCAUCGAACAGACAUUCCUUUCCUAUGCUGGUGUGAAACUUCCAGACGAUCUGUAACCCUCCAAGUUAAUAAGAUAGAAGACUACUAAAACCAGAAGACAAAUUAAUGAAAAUAUGGCUUCAAAAAUGAAUGACAGGAUGGUUUAUGAUCAAGUACCAGUUCUGGUCAUUCUAGUAAAUAUUUAUAGUUGCUGCCUUUUGUUUUAGCACAUUUGGAUAUGUGCUCGUUAGAAAGAUGGUGUUGAAGUAAAAACAAACUAUCUGUAAGUAUAGAUUAGGUACAGACAGACUCAGUUAAUCUGUGCUUGUUGUAUCUGAAAGAUUUGAGUGGUAUCUUUUUUCACAACUUGUAGGUACCGCUGACUUGGUGAUCUGAAUUUCUGAGUACAAUGAAAUGCAUUAAAUGAUUCAGAUUAAGCAGUUCAGAUAGUUUUCUUUUAUAUGAUUUAGAUUCAUCUAAUGACUGUAUAGAACAUUUUUAAGUUUACUAAACCCCAAAGCUCUUUGUCACAAACUUAGAUUUGCCAAUAUUGAAUUCAAACCAGUAUACUGGUUUGUGCUAAAACUGAUACACUUUGAGUCCCCUGUAAAUAACUCUGCAUAAAUGACUGUUUUAAUUGCUUCUUAGGAAAUAUGUCAAAAUAUAUUUUGUAACAGCAUAUUCUCUAAAUUUUGUUUAAUCUUAGAGCUAUAUACAUAUUUUUUGUUAAUUGGCUAUUAAAAGUUUAGUUAGUAGUAGAUGUAAUUUUGGAGGUUUGCAUUCUUGAGGUCACUAUAAAUACAACAUCCACAUUGAGUGCUUCUCAAAUAAAAAUCAUACAACUACUUUGUAAUGCUUGUUUAGAAUAAAUACUACUUUCAUAAGAACAAACUAGUUUAAAUGCAAGGUAAUUUGGGAAGUAAUCGAUGAAGGAAAAAGAUUUUUUUAAAGCUCUGAAAGUAGAAAAUGUGUUUUACCUCGCCCUUAAUUCAUUUAAGGUAUACCAUUUUGUUCUUAUAAAUAUCAUCUCUUUAAGGGGUACUGUCUACAGUUCAUGCACAUGUAGUUUCUUUUAAAGUUUGUGAAAUUUAUGCUUCUUCUUUAAACAGGAGAAGACAUCUCUCAGUCCUUUGUACAACUGGAAUCUCAGUUGCAAAAAUACAUUGGCUGUUGUUUGCACCUUUGAGGAAAAAAAGUACAAAUAGUUUCCUCCAUUUUUAUUUUUAAUUAGAAUUCUGCUUUUUUACUAACAUUAAAACCAGUGAGGUUUAUGUUGUGUUAAGCUAGUGCUGUAUUGAGUUUUGUAUCUAUAAUGAAUGUUUGAAAUAUACAUAUGUAAACAUUUUCAUUUUCCUAAUCUUUCAGAGAUAACUGAUAGUGACUAAAACUUUAGGGGCACCUCUACUUCUUAGCUUUUUAUGGAGAGAAGAAAGUUAAGUACUAUGUUCAAUAUCCUAUUGGGAUUUCCUUCUAAACUUCUAUUUGUUUCUGUGUUCUUUUGCAUUCAUUGUCCAGAUGAAAAAGAAGCGAAUAAUAAAGCAUUGCUUUGUUUUGCUAAUUAAGA